CUAUCCUUGUACACUCGCUUUUUUACACACUCCACUUUACAAAAGCAAAAGAAAAACAGCUAAAACAGCGUCGUUUCGAGGAUGAACAAAGCAGGCAGCUCCGGCGGAGGCCCAGGAUAUUCCCACAAAGACUGGCCGAAACACUUUCCACCAAUCCCGAGGAACCAGUUCCAGAAAAGCGGUAACCAGUCUGUGUACGAGGUGAAGGAGACGAAGACCGCACGCGUUGCUAGGAUAGACACGCCUGGUUGCACCGUGUCAAGCCUCACCUACUGGAUCGACGGCAGAAACCUCCACUUCUUCGCCGGCGAACCCGACAUGCCCGAGUACGGCUACGACGGACGCAAAUACGGAGGGACGAUGGUGUUCGAUCCAGUGGCUUACGAUAUGGAGAAAGCUAGGGCUAAGCUUGUCAACGGAGUCCUCUGGAUCACCGUUCCCAAGAUCCAGCGCGUGAAUGCCAAGGCGGUUACCAUCGAGAAGGUGCUGAACUUCAAGACCACAGUAGACGACAUGGUUUGAUGUGAGCCCGUACGUACGUCUUUUGUCUUUAUCUCCGUGUGUCGUGGCACUUGCCUCUCGUUAUGGUGUCUUGCUAGGGUUUAUGGUCUAGUACUCUUCUCUAUGACUUUUUUUUUUCAUUUCUGUUUUUUUUAAUAAAUGUGUCUCUGUGACGUGGACUUUGUUGCAUGUGGUUUGUGUUAAUCUUUUAUCGUUUAUGGUUAAGUGUGUGUUUUUCAA
Brassica napus (rape) is the source of this 741-nucleotide messenger RNA. RefSeq names its product 14.7 kDa heat shock protein-like. Bases 82 to 522 code for a protein of 146 amino acids. The transcript has 2 exons. The record is from RefSeq and is a predicted model, not a curated record. NCBI's taxonomy places the organism in Eukaryota, Viridiplantae, Streptophyta, Magnoliopsida, Brassicales, Brassicaceae.